AUGGCCACACCCGUCAUCCUUGGAGUUAGCGCCAUUGCAGCUGCAGUGCUAGGGCGUUCUAUUGUCAAGAAAGGACUAUUUGUGGGGAAAGGAGCUGCUGAACAAUGGGUAAAAGGUGGCUUCAGAGCAAAAAUGGACCGUAAAGAAGCUAUUGCAAUCUUGGGUUUGAAGGAUGGCCCCAAAUUACGCUCCCAACUGAAAGAUGCGCACCGCCAUAUCAUGCUUGCAAACCAUCCCGAUCGUGGAGGUUCACCGUACCUCGCCAGUAAAAUCAACGAGGCAAAAGAUUUGCUAGAUAAAACGGACGGAAGGGGUCGGUAA
Psilocybe cubensis is the source of this 321-nucleotide messenger RNA. RefSeq lists its product as uncharacterized. Gene Ontology annotation, cellular component: PAM complex, Tim23 associated import motor. The record is from RefSeq and is a predicted model, not a curated record. Gene Ontology annotation, biological process: protein import into mitochondrial matrix. The transcript has 2 exons. NCBI's taxonomy places the organism in Eukaryota, Fungi, Basidiomycota, Agaricomycetes, Agaricales, Agrocybaceae. The coding region runs from base 1 to 321 and encodes 106 amino acids. Gene Ontology annotation, molecular function: ATPase activator activity.